This is a messenger RNA of Notolabrus celidotus (New Zealand spotty), 1278 nucleotides long. RefSeq lists its product as uncharacterized. The transcript has 6 exons. The record is from RefSeq and is a predicted model, not a curated record. Lineage: Eukaryota; Metazoa; Chordata; Actinopteri; Labriformes; Labridae. Bases 1 to 1278 code for a protein of 425 amino acids.
AUGUACUGGUUUACUAAAGAUCAGGAUGGAGAACCAGUAAGACAGAGGACAGACCCACAGUACACAGGUCGUGUGUCAGGCGGUGGUGUUCCUGGGCGUGACACUUUGAGAAUCAGAGACCUGAGAGAGAGCGACUCAGCUGUGUACUACUUCAGAUUGGAGACAGAACAGCCAGGUGGAAUAUACACCAGUGAUCCUGGAGUCUUUUUGUCUGUCACAGGUGUCUGGGGUUCAUCAUGCAACAGAGUGUCAUACACUGACAGAAGAAUCUGUGCUCCCAAAGGCUCAUCAGUGAAUAUUUCUUCUAACUACAACAGUUAUGAGAAUAUCACUUCCAAAUUCUGGUUCAGUCCUGCACUUAGACACCAUUGGAAAAAUCCCAUACUACCUGGGGACCUAAGUGAAGACUCCCAGUUUCCAGAUCGUGUUCAGGUCUUUGAAACAGAGAGAGGUCGCUCCACUUUAAGAAUCACUGAUCUGAGAGAGAGUGACUCAGCAGAUUACCGUUUCAAAUUCAAGACACAGAGUUUUGAAUGGACAAGCAGUCUACCUGCCACAACGCUGACUGUCACAGCUUUACAGGUGAGGGUGAGAAGAAAAUUAGCCAACCAGUCUUCUACCUAUGCAGACCUGGUGUGUCUCAGCAGCAGCUGCACCCCAGCUCGUGGUUUGUCCUUCAUCUGGUUCAGGAACGGAGAGACAAAUAGUUCCUGGCCAGAGACGUUUUUCUAUAAAGGCUGGAUUUCUCUUGAAGAAGAAAUCUCCUGUGCUGUCAGAGGACAUGAACAGUUUCCCUCUCCACCAGUCUAUGCUCCAAAGGUUCCCUCAGUGCUGGUGACUUCCUCUGGUGAGAUUCUGGAGAAUAGUUCAGUGACUCUGACCUGUAGCAGUGAUGCUAACCCAGAGGCUAACUACGCCUGGUACAAGAAAAAUGGAGAUCAAGACGUCCAGCCACUCAGUAACACGUCACAACUUGUCUUCAGCUCCUUCCAGUCCUCUGACUCUGGAGAGUAUUACUGUGUAGCUGAGAACGUCCUCGGGAAGAGAACAUCCAAGCUCCUCUUUGUUGAUAUGAAGUAUAAAUCAAUGAUGGUAAUAAAUGCCAUCAGGUUGGCUCUAAUGGCUGUGAUCCCGAUUCCUCUACUCCUUUUUAGUCUGUGGAUGAGUCAUUGCAGAAAAAAGACGACUCUGAGCUCCACCCCUGAACCAAACGAACCUGAAGGAACUGCAGAGGUCAGAGAGAUAUUGGGCCACACUUACAAUCACUUGAUGUUAUAA